This is a messenger RNA of Monodelphis domestica (gray short-tailed opossum), 1363 nucleotides long. Its product is annotated as transmembrane protein 202. Gene Ontology annotation, cellular component: plasma membrane. NCBI's taxonomy places the organism in Eukaryota, Metazoa, Chordata, Mammalia, Didelphimorphia, Didelphidae. The record is from RefSeq and is a predicted model, not a curated record.
GUGUUGGCCUAACUCAGAAUUCCAUGGCAGUUGGAAGCCGCGGUGGGGAUUCAAUGGCUUCGGUCACCGAGUCUGACUCUAGGAUCUUGAGCUUCCAGAAUUCUAAUGUUCCCACCUACAGAGUGAGGAGGAUCUGUUGGGGGUAGAUGGGGAAAGAAUCUUCUUGAGGUGGGCUGGUGGUUUAGAGGUUGGGGAGAAGAUAGUCAGGCAAAGAAUAGCUACUCCAAAGCCAGUGCAACCCAUCCGAAUACACCAACUGCUUUGCAUGACAAGGCAGAAACAGCAGUUCCUGGACCAAUCCAGAUUGUACUCCCGCAUCUUCUGCAUCAGCCUGUGUGGAAUUAGCUUCCUCUUAAUGCUUUGUAUCUCUCCUCUCCCCUGGAUACAUUUAGUAGAGCUGAAGAAUAGUUUCCAUGAGCUCCAUGUAGGACUCUGGACAUUAUGCAAUCACACUAUAUGCUGGGACCACACACCCCACUCGCCCUACAACUUCCAAAUCCCCAGGAUCUUAUAUCUCAUCUCUGCCAUCAUCAGCAUCAUUACUGUCACCUGGCUCUGCAUCUCCAUCUACAAAUCUAUGGAAAGUAUCUAUUUGGAUCUGGGUGCAGCUAUCGCCAUCUUCAUCUCUGGCACCUGCCUCCUCUUCAGUCUCAUUAUGUUCCUGAUACACACUAAACGGAACACUAGGCAUUCAAUGGCGACACAAUAUCUAUGGACCUAUUACCUCACUUGGGGGAGUAACUUCUUCUACCUGCUGGCUGGGCUCAUCUCUUUGUUCAACUAUGUCAGGUCACGCUCUCCUACACCUGGGCCACACCUCACUGUGUUUCCCCUAACGAGAUCCAGAGUGAAUUCUAUGACAUCCAUGGAACUAGAUAUAUCGGAGACAAAAUCACCAUACCCUGUUUCAUCUAAGGGGUUGAAGUCAAUGAAAUAUUCGUCAUCAUUAGGAUCAGGUUCAAGACCAAGACUGGGAUUAGUGACACUGUCAAGGAAAGGGUCAACAGCAUUUGGAAGAUCAUCAAUAGAUCCAGGCAAAGGAAUUGUCCCAAGGGUGAGGGAAAAAAUGAGCAUGGGAGAAUCCAGCUCCAGUAACAAUUAGAAACAAAAGAAAGGAGUCAAUCACAAGUGAAGAAAAAAAGAAAUCUCAGUUUGGAGGACAGGUCCGGCUCUUCAUAAUUGAGGAUGGGCUAUGAGUGAUAUGUAUAUCAGAAGUAAUUCUAAAUUCAUCUUAGAAUGACUCUGGUAAGCCCUUUCCCCAAACUACAUAUUAUUUCUUGUAUUACUCCAAAAACAUCAAUUUACCAAUGACAGAGAAAGUUAUAAAAAAAAUUCAUUAAAAGAAAAGUUUCCUAAAAGAAAA